AAAUAAUAAUAAGGUGACGCAGAGAAAAUACCGCAGUUUACAACAUAUAAUAUUAUUGACCAAAUGUGUACAAAAUAAUACUUUGAGUCACAUUCCAUACCAGCAGGUGGCGUUAAUGCAUGACGCAUAGGAAAACAUGCCAACCAUGUAAAACAAUCUACUGUUGUUGCUUUUAAUAAAAUGUUGCUGAGCUGCCCUGGAGACAGAAAAGGUUUGCUAUGGCUGCUGCUGACUCCUGCUCUAAUGAGCUGAUUAGAUGAGCUUGGGCUGUAUUUGUAUUGCCUCCACAAGGGGGAGCUGUGGCUUUUUAGAAUGAAUGUUUAAACGAAGAAGAGAGGGACUGUUGGACCCCGAGCUGUUUAUUGGGAAACAGUUUGAGCUAAAUAACUCUGACUUUUGAACAAGCCUUUGCUUAACGUGGUUUUACACCGCAGAACUCACUCGGAUCCGCCAUUUUGUCGUGGUUCCAGCGGACAGCGGGGGCUCAGCUGGUGGUGCUGCUCUUGUUCUUGGUGGAGCUCCUCCCGCUGCUCGGCUCACCUCCACAGGUCGCCUCUCAGGAUGAAUCUGGUCGAAAACAAAACUCUGCGCUCGCAGCUUCACGACGAGGAGGCGGUGGUGGUGGAGAACGCCGUCAGGCUGGCGAUAGACUCGGUGCUGAACGUGUUGUACGGGGUGAACAGCGCCAGGACGCGGGAGUACCAGCGGAUGGUGGCCGACAGGGACAAAGAGAUCCAGCGGCUGGAGGGCAGGCUCACGGAGAUCGAGCGCGAGCUGCAGGUGCUGCGCAGACAUGGCUGCACGUGCGGGUUGUUCGAGGCCGGGAGCCGGACCUCCGCUAACCGACAGACAGGGGAGCAGAUCCGGGCUGAAGCAGGGGGAGUGGGCCCUGAGGUGGCAGCAGGACCGCAGGACUGUGACCUGAGCCUUUCCUUGGGCGUUUAUCCUCGACCCUCGUCUCAUUUCCCUUCCCAGUACCACGAGUCGCUCCUCCCAUCACCGCCCAGCUACCUGGGCAUAACCUCCACCUGCACAUCCCGCUCCUCGGAGGCUUCAGGGGGCACAGAGGCCACCAGGAACCUGCCUACAUCUCCCAGCAGCCUCGUGGUGAAGGAGGAGCCCUGUGAUGUGGAUGCUGUCCUGAUAGAAUGGGAGCUGAGCGAGGAGAGAGCUGCAGAAUCUCAGGAGCAACCAGGAAGUCCGUGUCCGGACGAGCAGAGUCCUGAUCAUCAUCAUCAUUCACCAGUUCCUGCAGAUCAUGUGGAGAACAAUGAGGGUCAUAUGCUGAGGGAAAAAACUCCAGUAAAUCCUGCUGGUUUUCAAAGCUCUGCAGGAGAUCAACUGAGGAACAAAAAGAAGAAUGUUCCCACGUCGCAGCUGACGGAGGAGGCCCAGAGGCUGAAGCGGGCGGCGUGGAGAGCAGCUUCCAAAAGAUACUACGCCCGUAAAAUCGCCCGUCAGCAGGCGAGCCUCCAUGGCGGCGGCCAUGCAGCAAGCGCCCAGCGCGGCUAUUUGGUGGAGGAGCGGAGGAAACGGAUGAUCUCAGACCUGCCGGAGGAGUCCCAGAUGAUGCGCAGGGAGAUGUGGAGGGCCGCCUCCCGGAGGUACUACGACAGGAAAACGGCUCGCCACCCCACAGAGGGCCUGCAGUACGGACACCUGAUGGAGAACCUGAACCCUGCUGGAGCCACGCAGGGGCCCAACGGAGAGGGGCCCCUGGUUAUCACUGGAAUAAUGUGCAGCUGAUGAUCACAGUCGUGCUUUUACAAACGUUUUUAUUCAGAUUCCAGGGUUUAUUGGACGUAGGGAGACCAGGUUCAAGUAACUAAUCAAAUCUAAAGGGAAGGUUUAGUAAAAAAACACAAACUUUCCAGUCAAAUUGUUACAUUUUUGUGGGAAUAUCAUGAAAACUGGAAUGAAAAAGCAUCUAGAAUACGGCUAUAUCUAAAACUGACUGCAGCAGACUGACUGGUUCAACAAGCUCAUCUGUGUAAACUUUGUUUAACUCGUACAUCUGACAUCCAUCGAUUAUGAAGGAAAACAGGAUUCCAGGUUCUUCAAGAGGAAAAGGAAGAGAUUGCAAGAUUACCCACAAUUUACUCUGAUUUUUACUAAAUUUAAAGUUUAUCCAAGAACAUUGUAUUUGAUGAUGCGCUUCCUGAAUGAAUUAUUUUUUUCAUAAACUCGAUGUUUUAGCUGCAGGUUUCUUCUCGUUUCCUCUCCACCAUCGCCAUGUGAUUGAUAAUCCUGUCACAAUAAGCAAUUAAUCAGUUAAUCACAUGAUGAAUUUAAAUAAGCUAGGUGAUUACCUUUAUAAUGAUUCAUAUUUUCUGAAGGACAGUUUUAACAGAGACAUCAGAAUCCAUUUUAUUUGUGGUUUUGGUUGUAAGUUGUUUUUAUUUGCUUUUUUUAUGGUUUUUGGUUGUUUUAUUGUCUUCCAGUUCCAGUGUGGAGUGUUCUGUAACAAAUUUUAGUUUAUCAGUCUUUCCAUUAUCAGUAUAGUAGAUGAAAAUGGUCUCAAAACAACAACAUUAUCGUUCCUCUGGGAUGAUUUGUUCAGUAAAAUCUGUUACUGAUUGAACAGAGUUGCUCUUUCUAAAUGAUUGUUUGUGUAAAACGGCUUUCUGGUGUUUUGACUCAAUCCAAGUUGAAUAAUAAUAUCCAAACACAUAAAUUAGCUGCUUUUACAAAACUUCUAAUUUUGAGUGAUGUUAUUUGUAUUAUUUUUGAGAGAGACGAGAGAUGGAUAAUUGCUUUCAAAAAACAUAAAAGUUAACAUAACUGCAAUUAGCAGGUUUAUUUUUGCAGAUGACAUUUGAUUUACCGACAUGUUUUCUCCCGUAUUGAAGGAAAAAGAACCCGGGAAUCUGAACUAAAAUUAUAAUUUCAGUUUUUCUUUCCUGAAUUCAACAUUUCACUCAGAUCAUUGACGUCAUCGGCCUUCCCUGCUUCCGUUUUUACUUGUUGAACCCUGAGAUCUUCCACAUUCAUCCUGAUGUUGUACAUGUGCAGCGCCCCUGGAGUUCAGUAUGUGUUACUGCACCUGCCAGCGGCAGCGAAAUGAUUCCCGUUUUUAUGUUUCUAAAAAUGAUCAGCUGAGUUUCUACUAAAAUAAAUCUUUUCAUGUUUUGUACCUCUCUCUAUUUUCCACGUGUUAAAUAAUAAAUAUAUUUAAAUGCA
Molecule: messenger RNA, 3180 nt
Organism: Poecilia reticulata (guppy)
Lineage: Eukaryota; Metazoa; Chordata; Actinopteri; Cyprinodontiformes; Poeciliidae
Source: RefSeq, a predicted model, not a curated record